This is a messenger RNA of Didymodactylos carnosus, 513 nucleotides long. NCBI's taxonomy places the organism in Eukaryota, Metazoa, Rotifera, Eurotatoria, Philodinida, Philodinidae. The record is from the annotation of a GenBank genome assembly.
AUGGCUUGUCCCGGUCAACUUGAUCAGUACGGUAUUUGGAAUAAUGGUUUCGAUUGUCUGCCAAUUAACGGACGGUCACGUGUAUGUUGUCAAUCCGGAAGUAAAAAAGAAUGCUGUUUUAUCGAUCAAUUGAGGCCGGAUAUAAAUGAUAUCGAUAAUAACUCAGUUCAUUCCAAUCGUGUUCUAUUAUUAUCUCCCUCCACAUUAUCAUCGAUUUUACAUAAAAAUGGUAGUUCAUAUAAUUUCCUGAUGAUCGGCAUUGGAAUCUCAGUUUGUCUUUUAAUUAUUUGUCUUGUUAUUAUUAUGUAUUUAUUAAAAAAGAGAUGUACUUUAUUACACUCGCGAGAUUCAAGACAAAAUUCUGAUGAAAGUCGAUUUUCUGGUAGUAGUAAAUGUUUAGAUAGUUAUUCCGAUUAUUGGAACAGAGCGAGUAUUCUACCAGCAGGAUGGACAUUACCAAAAAAUUUUAAUGAAAAUAUUGGAACAACAUUUUAUAACUAUAGUGAUAAUUAG